Paramecium pentaurelia is the source of this 876-nucleotide messenger RNA. The record is from the annotation of a GenBank genome assembly. Lineage: Eukaryota; Ciliophora; Oligohymenophorea; Peniculida; Parameciidae.
AUGUUGUCCUAAUAACCCUAAUAAUCAUAGAGUAAAACUCUUAGAUGCAAGAGGUGUAAUAUUGAGGUUCCCAACUCCAAAUUAUAUGAACAUUAUGAAAUUUGUUAAAAAUAAUUCUUAAUAGACUAACCCAACUACAAUUAAGUUCACAAAAAUACCAAACCUAUUCUUAAUGAUGAUUAAAAUACAAUAAAUCAAUCUUCAUCUCACAUUAUUAGUUAAGAGAAUAAUAUAUAAAACAAUAACACUUUAUCAAAUUCAUAAUCAAUUGGUUUUAAGAUGGUGAAAUAAUGUGAUUCUUGCUAAUAGUAUUUUCCAAUAGAUAUUUAUUAUGAACAUCAAGAUCAAUGUUAAAGAGAGAAAUAAUUAUAAAAAAAUAAUGAAAAUUAGAUGGAUAUGAGCACAUUGAUUUUUUAAACUUCAUAAGAAAUAUAUGUAAAUAAAUAAAAUACAGAUUAAGUUUAAGAUGAAUUUGAUUCAGAAAUUGUACGAAGUGAUUAUACAACAGGAGGUACUUAUAAAAGAACUGUCAUCAAAAAAGAUAAGAAAACUGGAUUUACUAAUUAUAAGACUUCAUAUCAGAAGAAAUAGAAUAAAUUUUUGGAUGAUAAAUAUGCAAAUAAAACAAAUUAGGAGAUUAUAAGUAAUGAUGAGAAAGAUAAUUAAUCUUAUUAGAAUCAAUAAGACUUUCUAGAAAUAGACAAUUUAUCAACACUACAAUCAGAAGAUGGUAUAAAAUGUUCUAUUUGCAAUUAAUAAUAUGAAUAACUAGAUUAAACCAAACGAUUUGAAGCAUGUAAACAUUAAUUUCACUUAAAUUGUAUCUAAAAUAAGCCUUGUCCUAUUUGUGCUGCACAGCCAUUAUAAAAAUAAUGA